Hypanus sabinus (Atlantic stingray) is the source of this 7195-nucleotide messenger RNA. RefSeq names its product solute carrier family 2, facilitated glucose transporter member 11-like. NCBI's taxonomy places the organism in Eukaryota, Metazoa, Chordata, Chondrichthyes, Myliobatiformes, Dasyatidae. The transcript is spliced from 15 exons. The coding region runs from base 904 to 2334 and encodes 476 amino acids. Gene Ontology annotation, biological process: monosaccharide transmembrane transport. Gene Ontology annotation, molecular function: hexose transmembrane transporter activity. The record is from RefSeq and is a predicted model, not a curated record. Gene Ontology annotation, cellular component: membrane.
AGUGGGCUUCAAGGAGACCCAACAACGGUUACAAUCAAACUUCUCACAGGGAAGACGGCUGCAGAUCAGGUCGGGCAGCAUCUAUAGAAAAGAGUGAACAGUUGACGUUUCGGGCCAGACUCUGCAUCAGGGUCUCACCGGGAGACGAUCACACCCUAUUUCCACGGUAACUGCAUGGUCGGACAAAUUCAGGUGAACCAGGAAGCGGUUGUGGAGAUGAAACGUCCUGCUGUCCUAAUUUCCUAAUUUCCAGUGCUGUCCGGGGGAUGACAGCGGCGCCGCGACACUGCCCCCUGCCGUCCGGAGGUUGACGGCGGCGCCGCGACGCUGCCCCCUGCCGUCCGGAGGUUGACGGCGGCGCCGCGACGCUGGCCCCUGCCGUCCGGAGGAUGACGGCGGCGCCGCGACACUGCCCCCUGUCGCCCGGAGGAUGACGGCAGGCGGGUGACUGAAUAAGGCAGCCCUCGACACGGCAACAAAUCAGUGGGAGAAAUAACUCAAGGAGGAGCAAAGUGAACAGGAUCAGGAAUGCCGUCGUUCCACCUCUUCAGUGUGUUGGCGGCAUUGAGGAGCUGAGGUUGCAACCUGAUCUCUCUCGGGUGGUUCCCCAAAUUCCCGGGCUUGGAAGCCAUCUGGUCGGACAGUCAAGACGAGACCACACCGACGGGGAAAAACACGCGUUACUGAGCUGAAACAGACCCUCUGGCAAACCAGGAACUGUUUCCCAUUAAAAUCAGUGCCUGGUGAAGAAAAGCACUUCCUGCAUUUACUUGUGAUUUGCGAAAAUCUAAAAAUCACUCAGCUCUGGAUCUAUAAAGGAGGCUUGAUUUUCCUGCUGCUUGAUGCUGCCACUUCCUUAAAUCUUGACUUCUCACCUAACCAUCUUGCAGAAGAAGUCUAUAAAUGGAUUUGCUGCAAAUGAGGGGUCUCCUCCUGACCAUCUUUGCUGCCUGUAUUGGUGGUACCUUCCAGUAUGGGUUGAACCUGACGAUCAUUAACGCACCAACAAUCUUUAUUCAAAUGUUCAUCAAUGAAACCUGGAUCGAGCGUUACGGCAAACCUCUGGAAAGUGCAGUAAUCACAUUGCUCUGGACUAUCAUCAUAACUGCCUUCUGUGUUGGAGGAUUGGUCGGUGCAAUUAUUGCUGGACCCAUGGCCAUAACCUGUGGCAGGAGGAAUUCGCUGCUACUGAGCAAUAUUUUUGUGCUCAUUGGUACUUUGCUGGUGGGACUGAGCAAGACGGCCAAAUCCUUUGAAAUGAUUUUAAUUGGGAGAUUUUUUACUGGAAUAAACUCAGGUAUGGGAAUGAAUAUCAACCCCAUGUACCUCGGUGAAAGUGCACCAAAGAAGAUCCGAGGCAUAGUGGCCUUGUCAUAUGCUCCGUUCACUGCAGCGGGUUUAGUGACUGGACAGGCUUUAGGCCUUAGUGAGGUACUGGGCAGAGAAGAAACAUGGCCCAUCCUGUUGUCAGCCUCUGCAGUACCAGCUCUAAUCCAGCUCGCCAUUCUCCCAUGGUGCCCAGAAAGUCCCAGGUACUUGCUGAUCGACAGGGACGACAAGGAUAUGUGCAUGAAGGCGCUAAAACAACUGCGUGGCAAUGCCAACCUGACGUCAGAAAUAGAUGAAAUGUUGGAAGAGCAAUCUGUACUUAAAGGUGAAAAUGCCAAGAAAAUAUGGGAUAUGUUCGUAGACCGUAGUAUCCGAAGGCAGUUGAUGAUCACCUUUGUGCUGGGCUCUGCCAUACAACUAUGUGGGAAUGAUGCUAUGUACUACUAUGCUGCAUAUGUUUUUCGUGCUGUGGGAAUUUCUGAGAAAAACAUCCCGUAUGUCGCUAUUGGAACUGGGUGCUGUGAGCUUGUUACUGCAUUGACAAGUAAUCUGUUCAUUGACCGAGCUGGGCGCAGGCUGCUGCUUAUGGGAGGUUAUGGUCUGAUGGUUAUCUGUGGAAUAUUUUUCACCAUCUCAUUGGCUCUUCAAGACAAGAUUAGCUGGAUGCCAUAUAUGAGUGUAAUUUCCAUCUUUGCGUCCAUCUUAAGCUUUGGAAUUGGCCCAGCAGGGGUAACUGGGAUCAUUCCGAUGGAGAUCUUUGACCAGACUGCAAGGCCUGCAGCAUAUAUGAUCAAUGGAUUCCUUUUCUGGAUAAAUUAUAUUAUUAUUGGGUUAACGUUCCCAUUUAUCGUUGAGGGGCUGGGCAGUUUCUGCUAUGUGCCAUUCCUUUCCCUUAGCUGCUUCUUCGUUGUCUUUAUUGGAGUCUUCCUGCCCGAAACAAAAGGAAAGACCUUUCUUGAAAUUUCCAAGGAGUUUCGUAAGCAAAAUUUCAGAGGGCUCAAGUAGACCAAGUGAGGAUAAAGCAACAAAACUACGUUAAAGCCUGUCAAAACAAAAAUAACCAAGGAUUCCUUUCUUAAAAUAAGGAUUUAAACGUUCAGGACGAGAGAGAAGAAAAUUCAUCAUCUGGAGGCUGGUGAAUCUUAGCAAGUCUCUGCUAAUGUGCUUCUGUGGAGGCUGAUUUGGUGCAUAUGUUACUCAGGGCCACUUUGUGAGGUACCUCCUACUCCUAAUAAAGUGGCCACUGAGUGUAUGUUCUGCUGCUGGAGCCAUGCUCUUCAAGGUUUGACAAGUUUUGUGUACUGAGAUGCUCUUCUGCACUGUUGUAGUGCAUGAUUGUUGUCACCUUCCAGUCAGCUUGACCAAGCCUGGCCAUUCUCCUCUCACCUCUUCCAUUAACAAGGCGUUUUCACCCACAAAGCUGCUGCUCACUGGGUGUUUUUGUGUUUUCUUUCACACCAUUCUCUGUAAACUCUCGAGCCUGUGUGUGAAAACCCCAGGAGAUCAGCAGUUCCUGAGCUGCUCAAACCGCCAGGUCUGGCACCAACAAACAUUCCACAAUCAAAGCCACUCUGAUCACGUUUCUUCCCUAUGCUGAUGUUCAGUCUGAACUUUAUGGCCAUGUCUCCAUGCUUUAAGCACUGAGUUGCUGCUACAUGAUUGGCUGAUUGGAUGUUUAUGUUAAUGAGCAAAUGUGCCUAAUCCAGUGGCCACUGAGUGUACUUGUGGUGAAGGUUGAUUGAUUUUAGAGAUUUAGAGUUAGCAUGAGAAAAUAGUACUGAGUGGACAGAUUAGCCUUGAUAUUUAAUAGUGAGGUGUCUCUGGGCUACUUCUGUUUCUGAUGUCCAGUUAAAUACUGGUGCAUAAUAUUUGGUCAGGCGACAUUUGUGAGUUAGAAAGAGAGAGGUUGCUUAUGAUCUGAAACAUUAGCUCAGUUUUUUUUUAACCUAACCUGCUGAGUGUUUCCAGCAGGUUAGGUAGUUUCUUACUCUGCAUUUAAACAAUAUUCUUCCAUAUGCUUUUUUUCUGCCGUCAUGCAGUGUGGGGUAGAGCAGCUGAUCUUUGCUGUUAGUUUUCUCCGUCACUGGGCAGGGAACCUACAGCAGAAAUAGUUGUUGAUAAUCCAGGUCACAUGUUCAAGUAUCUGCAGAUUCAUUCAUAAAAUUGAUCAAUAGAACCAACAAUUUACUGAGCUCAUGCUUAUACCUUUAUGAGAAAUAAUUUCCCCAACUUUAGGCAGCCCCUAGGUUUUGUAUGUUUUUCCAUUCCUGACAACUGUAAGCCAGUUUCUCUGUACCUGAGAAAUACUCAUUUCUCACUGCUGCCCAUAUCAAAUCGCUCUACAUAUAAUUUCUAAAAUUCAUUCAUUUCAUUGUAUACUCACUCUCAUAAGUAAACUAAUUGAAUAUACAUGUAUCCAGUUAUUCACAAGUACCACAGAACAUUAUUAUGCUAUCUAGAUAAAUGUUUUACAGAUGUACACCACAUUUCCACAGAUCAGGCCAUCCAUAGCCUGGGAGCCUCUGCAGCUUUCGAACUUAAUGACAGGAAAUGCUGGAAGUACUGAUCUGGUUAUAAGGUGAAUCCAAAGUCAUGAAGGACUUCUUGACAAUGAUGGAUACUAAUCAAGAACCUAUCAACCUCUGCUUUAAACAUACAAACAACCUAGCUCCACAGGGUAGUGGAGGCCAAUUCUCUGGAUGCUUUCAAGAAAGAGAUUGAUCUCUUAAAGAUAGAGUCAAGGGAAAUGCGGAGAAGGCAGGAACAGGGUACUGAUUGUGGAUGAUCAGCCACGAUCACAGAGAAUGGUGGUGCUGGCUCGAAGGGCUGAAUGGCCUACUCCUGCACCUAUUGUCUAAGUAAAUUCCUCCUCUCUGGUAUAAAGGAAUAUCCUUAUAUUCUGAGGCUGUGCCCUGUAGUUACAGACUCUCCCACUAUUGGAAGUUCUCUCUCCACGUCCACUCUAUACUGGCCUUUCAAUAUUCAACAGGGUUCAAUGAGAUCUCUUUACUAAAUUCAGCAAAUACAGUCCCGGAGCCAUCAAACAUUCCUCAUACAUCAACUCUUUCAAUCCUGGGAUCAAUCUUACAAACCUCCUCUGGACUCUCCAAUGCUAGCUCAUCUUUUUUUAUAUAUGGGGCCCAAAACUGCUCACAAUAUUCAAAAUAUGGCCUGACUGGUGAUUUAUAAAGCCUCAGCAUUAAAUCCUUGAUUUUAUAUUCUAAUCCUCUCAAAUAGAAUGCUCCCGUGGCAUUUCCCUUCCUUACUACCUGCUAAUUAACCUUUCGGGAAUGCUGCACAAGGACUCCCAGGUCCCUUUGUACCUUGAUUACUGGAUUUGCUUUCCAUUUAAAAAAUAGUUUAUGCCUUUAUUCCUUCUACCAAAGCGCAUAACCAUACAUUUCUCUACACCCAAAGUACACUGCAGAUGCUGGGUUCAAAGCAACAUGUACAACAAGCUGGAGGAACUCAGCAGGUUGGGCAGCAUCCAUGGAAACGAGCAGUCAACGUUUCGGGCCGAGACCUAUCUUUGUGUCAUUCACAAACUUGGCCACAAAGCCAUCAACUAUGUCACUCACAUUAUUAAUAUAUAAUAUGAGAUGUAGUGGACCAAACACCGAACCCUGUGAAACUUCAUUUGUCACUGACAGCCAACCAGAAAAAGCCUCCUUUAUUCUCAUUCUUUGCCUCCUACCAGUCAGCCAAUCUCGUAUUCCUUGCUAGUGUCUAUCCUGUAAUACAAUGGGCUCUUUCCUUACUUGGAGCCUCACCAGUGACAAAGGCAUUCUCAAAACCCAAGUCAACAACAUCCACUGAUUCUCCUUUGACUUUCCUGCUUGUUAUUUCCUCAAAGGUAUAUUUCUGUUUCUACCUGUCCAAGUACACCUAUCUUACUUUCAACAGUGGUCCUUGGCAUUGAUUUGGCAAAGAGGAGGGUGAGAGAGAUGGCAAGUGUUUAGAAGACUCAUUGAAGAUGAGAUGGGCCUUAUUGUGCUCAAAUUACAUCUGGAUUUGCACACCCCAUUCCUAUACUAGCCUGGUGCAGAUGCACGUGUCCAUUUACCUAGUCUGACUGAUCCCACAGUGAGGCCACAACCCGGAAUCCUGGAACUUUUCGGUAGACCCUGAAAGGAGACAAACCAAUCAAAGUGCUUCCAAAGACCUCAUCUUCCAAAAUGCAUUAUUCUUAAGUAUCUCAGUAAUAUAAUUAAAAAUGAAAACUUUUUAAGUAUCAUUGAUGUACAAAGUCACAUAAAAACAUUAAAUUGUUUCAGUGUUUAUUAAAUGCACGUUCAAACACGUAAUUAAAAAGAUAAAAAUCAAGAUUGGGGAGCAUGUCAUGAGAAUAGGUUGAGUGAACUCGGCCUUUUCUCCUUGGAGCGAAGGAGGAUGAGUGUUGACCUGAUAGAGGUGUAUAAGAUGUUGAGAAGGUUGAUCCUGUGGAUAGUCAGAGGCUUUUUCCAAGGGCUGAAAUGGUUGCCACAAGAAGACACAAGUUUAAGGUGCUGGGGCGUAGAUACAGAGGAGAAGUCAGGGGUAAGUUUUUUUUUACUCAGAGAGUGGUGAGUGCUUAGAAUGGGUUGCUGGCAAAGGUGGUGGAGCAGGAUACAAUAGCGUCUUAAGAGACUUUUGGAUAGGUACAUGGAGCUUAGAAAAAUAGAGGGCUAUAGGUAAGCCUAGACGUAUCUAGGGUAGGGACAUGUUCGGCACAACCUUGUGGGCUAAAGGGCCUGUAUUGUGCUGUAGGUUUUCUAUGUUUCUAAAGUAAGUACCGAAAAAUAAAUACAACUUGAAAAGAUGAUUUGAAUCAAGAAAGCAAAUAAUCUUAGUGAUGUUUUAAUAUCUAAAUACUUAUUUUUUUUUAAAAGAAGGUGAACUACUUGUAAGCUUAUUUUUCAGAUUGUAUCAGUUGUCUUAAACUUUCAGGUGUUUCAAUGAAAUUGGGCAGCAGCUUGGAGAAUGUUUGAAUGAGUUCAAUGAGGACAGCUCAGUGUUCAGUCAGAUAGGUGGAUCCUUCAGCAUAAUACUUGGGAAUUCAGCCUAAGAGGUGGAUAUGCCAGCAUCAGACACUAAGCUUUAAGGGGCAAUGUGAAUCCACGAUAUGCUAGCUGGGAGCAUCUGUAGUUGAAUAGCUUGGAAACCACCGGCCACAGCUCAGCUCAAUUCACAUUGAUCUGUGAUUCUGAUACUUCUGUGAUGCUGGAAGAAUCUGUAUGACAGCAGGAAAACCAAUUGCUUCACAACAAUCAAAUUUUGACAUUGAAAAUACUAAUUCAUUCUCUCCAAAUGUAAGGAUAUUUAUAUAGAGAACAGUACAUGCACAGUUUAAAGUACCAAUAAAGCUGGAUAAUAUUUAUUUAUACAUUUUAAAUUAUAUAAGUUAAGCACACUCUAGUCUUCCUUGUGUUCUUUAAAGCAUAGAAGCUGAAUCGUAAAUUAGAAGACACAAGUGCAUGAGAAAGAACCUCUAGCAUUGCUGUACAUAUAGAUAAUCUGUGAAUGAAAUUUAGUAAAUAAGCCAUUGCACUGAAGCAUGUGGAAUUGUGAAGCUGAAGAUGUAAUUUUUUGACUUUGCCACCUUCCUGAUUUAUACCAAUUGCUAUUAAAAGAGCCUACCACAUAUAUCAAUAUUCUCAAUGCCUGCAUCAAUAAAUUAUUGAAGUGCCUGUUGAAGUAAUUGUAGCAUUAAAUUAUUGAAAGUAUAAUUUCUGAAAGGUUGCAUAUAAAGCCAAUCUUUGAACUAUGAACAUAUCAACUGAACAGUGUAAAAUUAAGGAAUAUUUGUUAAAGUUACAUUCCCUUGUAACGAUGCCCCGCAUUGGUAUUAUAAUACAUCAGUUACAGUAAAGUUGGGUUUUCUUUCCAA